AUGGAGUUGGUGAAUGUUUUAACUAUCUUCACCUCCAUUGACUUCUCGUGCAACAAGUUCAAUGGAUCAAUACCCGAGGAAAUUGGAGAACUCAAAUCAUUGUAUGCCAUCAACUUGUCCAACAAUGCUUUCACAGGUGCAGUUCCAUCAUCAUUAAGUAAUUUGAGUCAGCUAGACUCUUUGGACCUCUCGAGUAACAAACUGAGCGGUCAAAUCCCAUCAGAGCUUACAAAACUCACUUUCCUUGCAUUCUUGAAUCUCUCAUAUAAUCAAUUGGUCUGGAGGAUACCAAGCGGUGCUCAAUUUCCAACAUUUGAUACAGCUUCAUUCGGAGUUAAUAAAGGAAUUAAUAUGGGGGCCUUCUUUAACAGCAGAUAA
Rosa rugosa (rugosa rose) is the source of this 378-nucleotide messenger RNA. Its product is annotated as receptor-like protein 33. The record is from RefSeq and is a predicted model, not a curated record. Bases 1 to 378 code for a protein of 125 amino acids. NCBI's taxonomy places the organism in Eukaryota, Viridiplantae, Streptophyta, Magnoliopsida, Rosales, Rosaceae. The transcript has a single exon. Gene Ontology annotation, molecular function: protein binding.